Messenger RNA from Carassius carassius (crucian carp), 2927 nucleotides. It is a transcript of the gene snx1b, whose product is annotated as sorting nexin 1b. Gene Ontology annotation, cellular component: endosome; endosome membrane. The transcript has 15 exons. The coding region runs from base 457 to 2037 and encodes 526 amino acids. NCBI's taxonomy places the organism in Eukaryota, Metazoa, Chordata, Actinopteri, Cypriniformes, Cyprinidae. Gene Ontology annotation, molecular function: phosphatidylinositol binding. Gene Ontology annotation, biological process: intracellular protein transport; early endosome to Golgi transport. The record is from RefSeq and is a predicted model, not a curated record.
AUAAAUCUAAUCUAAAUCUUAAGACCAAUGAUGCAUGAGUGUUUGAUUAAAUGGUUGAAUCGGUUCACAAAAUUGAGCUGCUGUGAAGUCAGGAUGAAAUCAUAACCAAUGAGUGAUUUGAAGGUAAAUGUGUAUUUCUGUAAAUGCACUGAUCAAAUAUAUUCACUGAAUGACAGCGUGUCCUAAAUGCACAGCUUCAGAAUGUGUUAUGCUUGUGGGUGUAGUAUUAGCUCCAGACCUUCAGGAGUCAGUGGCGCAUCAGCUCUCUCUCUCUCUCUGAGGCUGAGAACGCAGAGCCAUCCGCGAAUGUUUUUAAGUAGGCUGAGGUUACCUAGCAGUGAAAUCCAAUCCACGCUUACCUGUAACGGACAGUCAGGUAGAAAUAACGCCACCUUCAAGACUUGAUCUGUUAGGUUUGUUCGUUCUUGCAUAUAUUUCCUUUGGUCGAAACGAGCGAUGUCAGGCGGCUGCGGGCGGAAUCCUCCUCCUUUCCCCGAUAAUGAAGAUCAGGAGGCAGAAUUAGACACUCGGGUGCUGGACAGCGACGAGGACGAUGAUGAUGAAGGCGAGGACAUAUUCACCAUCGCGAGGAGUAAACCGAUCACACCCACAUCGGCUCCUGAUGAAGGCGAUAUCUUCAGUGAGGAGGGCUCGUACAUCAGGAGCGAUGUCCAUCACGCCACCAAUGGCCUUCACUCUGAUGACGAGCUGGAUCUGUUCACUGAGGCCACAGUAGAGCUGACACUCACCAACACCACCAGUCAAGGCAGGAGAGAGAUUAUCGGCCCGACCGCAUCGGCUUGCAACACCACCCAUGUCCCUAACUCCAUACUCAAACCCAGCAUUGUCACCAAGACCAUGGAGGAGCUGGAGGAGGAAGAGAGUGGAGACCAGUUUGAACUGAACAUUGCAGUCACUAAUCCAGAGAAAAUUGGAGAUGGCAUGAAUGCCUACAUGUCUUACAAAGUGUCGACACAGACUACACUGCCCAUGUUCCUUAAUAAGACGUUCUCCGUGCGUCGACGUUUCAGCGAUUUUCUGGGACUUUAUGAGAAGAUAUCAGCCAAACACUCUCUGCUGGGCUGCAUCAUUCCACCUCCACCUCAGAAGAGUGUAGUUGGGAUGACUAAAGUGAAGGUAGGGAAGGAGGAUUCAUCCUCAGCGGAGUUUGUGGAAAAGAGACGAGCAGCACUGGAGAGGUAUCUACAGAGAGUAGUGGCUCAUCCAUCUCUGUUGCAGGACCCGGAUGUUCGAGAGUUUUUAGAGAGAGAUGAGUUGCCCAGGGCAGUGAAUACUCAGGCUUUGAGUGGACCUGGCUUCCUAAAGAUGAUAAACAGAGCGUCGGAUGCAGUGAAUAAGAUGACCAUUAAAAUUAAUGAAUCGGAUAAUUGGUUUGAGAGUAAGCUGCAGGAGGUGGAGAAUGAGGAGCAGCUGCUGAGGAGGCUCCAUGCUGCUGUUGACUCAUUAGUAAACCACAGGAAAGAGUUGUGUAGUAACACAGCGGUGUUUAGUAAGAGUGUGGCCAUGCUGGGCAGCGUGGAGGAGAACUCGGCGUUAUCUCGUGCGCUGUCACAGCUGGCAGAAGUGGAGGAUAAGAUGGAGCAGCUGCAUCAGCAACAGGCCUUCAGCGAUUUCUUCAUCCUCGCUGAGCUCCUGGCUGAUUAUGUCAGGCUGCUGGGGGCCGUGAGGUGCUGUUUUGAGCAGAGGAUGAAAGUCUGGCAGCGUUUGCAGGAAGCUCAGAGCACAUUGCAGAAGAAACGAGAGGCUGAGGCCAAACUGCUUUGGGCGAACAAACCCGAGAAGCUGCAGCAGGCUAAAGACGACAUAAAUGAGUGGGAAUCUAAAGUCAGUCAGUAUGAGAGAGAUUUUGAAAGAGUCACCUGUACUGUGCGCAAAGAAGUGCUCCGAUUUGAGAAAGAGAAAGCCAGAGAUUUCAAACAGCACAUCGUGAAAUACCUGGAGUCCCUGCUUCACACACAGCAUAGGCUGGUGAAGUGUUGGGAGGCCUUCCUGCCUGAGGCCAAAGCCAUCGCCUGAUCAGAGCCUUACCUCACACGCUCCUAACCUUUGACCUUGACAACAGACAAUCAACAUUUCUCUCUUCCUAUUUCCUUUGCUCUCUGUGUGUGAAAUAACAUGUACACCUUAAUACUCGUUCAUCGAUAAUCUGAUCCCCAGAUUGUGAUGGUAAACCUGUGCAGUGACCCGUGUCACUGUUGACAACUGAAUGUUGAGUGCAAAGGUUAAAGGUCAGAGCAGCAUUAAAAAGAACAGCUGUGUGUGGGGUGCAGCAAGAAUAUUUUUUUUUGUGUGUGUGUGUUCAGUGUUAUCCUUAAGGUUUUUAAUGGUGCUUAGCCUAUGUAAAGUUUCAGUAGACAUUAAAGAUUGUUGAGUGUCGCUCUCUCUGUGUCAUGGAUGUGCACAGGGGUGAGACUGAAGUUUGUAAUCCAUUCCAGAUAAGAGAGAAAAUUAAAAAACUUGAGAUGUUCACGAUAUACUGUAGAAAAAAAAAGAAUGAUUCCCAGACUGCAAAAGGAAAAUGUUUGGUGUCUUUUGAAUGAAGUCCCAUAUCUUGUGUUGAUAGUUUUGAGUGAAUUUGUAUGUUCUCAAACAGCUGCACUGAUCUGGACUGGUCCAGAUAAAGGUCUACUUGUAGUACAGGUGUGCAAACAUGUCUAUUAAAAAUCCUGGAAGAACUUGUUUAAACACAUUAAUUACAAAAAAAAAAGUGUGUUAUAAAAACAUUUGUACUGUGGAUGCUUCUAGUCUUUAACAUUUAUGCACUGCUGGUGUAUUCAUGAUAUCACAAUACCUUGCAGAAACUGGGGCUUCAUUUAUAAAAUGCAUUUAUGAUCAGAUUUGCUCCUCAAUUCCACAAAUUUAAAUCUGUGACAAAAAGUAAGGAACACGUUGAGAUUUAGCAUUGG